AUGAUCAACGUGCAGCCCAGAAUAGUAGACGAGCAGAUGGUAACUUUCACGGUGGGCAGGAGAAUCGAUUCCACGUGGUACAUGACGAAGCUGCAAAAAAGAAAGACCCAAACUAGUAAAAUUCCCAUGGAAAAGGUCAAGCAGAAGGUACCGCAAAAAGAAAAACAUAUAAAUGUCCAGAAGCCUACAAUGAGUGAUAAGUCUUCUGAGUCUAAUAAGGUAGCUACAGAGCAUCAUACUUCUCCCACUUCUGGCCACAAAGUCACGGAUGACGGCAACAUGGGAUCAAAUGGUAGAGGAGGCCAAUGGUUUAAAGAUGGAAUUGAGCAUGCAAACUAUGUAGAGAACGUAAAUAGCGGGGUGAAGCAUGGUAAUGGUAGGAUGCCCUAG
Messenger RNA from Linum trigynum, 390 nucleotides. The record is from the annotation of a GenBank genome assembly. Lineage: Eukaryota; Viridiplantae; Streptophyta; Magnoliopsida; Malpighiales; Linaceae.